Molecule: messenger RNA, 2163 nt
Organism: Leucoraja erinaceus (little skate)
Lineage: Eukaryota; Metazoa; Chordata; Chondrichthyes; Rajiformes; Rajidae
Product: thyrotropin subunit beta-like
Exons: 3
Coding region: 548-1144 (198 amino acids)
Biological process (GO): G protein-coupled receptor signaling pathway
Cellular component (GO): cytoplasm; extracellular region
Molecular function (GO): hormone activity
Source: RefSeq, a predicted model, not a curated record
UGCCUGACGUCGCGACUCCUGGGAAAGGAGACUUAGAUACGUAGCUCCACUCUCAAACCAUUCGGCCCAUCGAUCCUAUCCCGCCACAAUCAUGAGGACACCUGUAAUGAUGCCGAGUGAGUGGACCAGGCAAGAUUUUCUUUCUCAAGGACGUCAGAGUGCUGAUAUAAUACAUAUGUAAUAGAAAGGGGGUCGUGCGACCUCCCGAUAACCGCAGACUGUGCAAUCACCUUAUCUAAUCCCCUCAUGAUCUUAUACUUCUCUAUAAGAUCACCCCAGCCUCCUGCGCUCCAAACAACCCUAUUGUAGGUAAAAAAAAUACCCCUAACUCUAGAUCCUCUCACUAGGGACACCGUAGGCCCGGGUUUAAACACGCAGGAGUCACGUUCUACAUAAUUAGUUUGCCUUUAUUAAAUAUCUGUCUGGGUGAUGUUUCAUCCAACUAAUUUCCUUUCCAAUCUCCAGCAGCUUGCUGUGUUUAUGGGAAUAUUAAUCAUGCAUCUCCAUCUAGCCACAAAUCUGCUAAAGCCACAGAUUAGCGGUGAGGAUGGGGAGCGCGGUGCUUUGUUUACCUGUGGACAUCCGGAGAUUAGUUACCGAGCAGCAUAAAUCCACAGGAGUCUUGAGCCUGGGACCAGAGGCACUGACAUCUCCAACGCCACACACAAGCAUGCGGGUGCUGAGUCUCCUACCUCUGCUCCUGUCUCUGGCCGCGGCGAGGGCCCAGUGUUCGCUGACCAGACACGUGCUGUACGUGGAGAAGGAAGGGUGCAACUUCUGCAUGUCCAUCAACACCACCAUCUGUGCCGGCUUCUGUAUGUCACAGGACGUCAACAUCAAGGCGCUCCUGCCCAAGAUGGCCUUGGCCCAGAGGGUGUGCACCUACCGGCACAUGGACUACAUCUCCAUCCGGCUUCCUGGGUGCCCGCCUGGCGUGGACCCGGUCUACAGACUGCCCGUGGUAUUGGGCUGUGUGUGCAGCCAGUGUUCGACCGACACCACUGACUGUACCACCGGCGUCGAAGCGCAUCUCCACUGCGCGAAACCUCAAUGGCACAUCCCCGCAUCACGCUCCCCCCUCCUCCUCUUCUCUGCUACCCGCCGCAAGCAGGAGGCUAAUCACGGUCUCGCUCCAUUCAAUUGAUCGAUUCUUGCUCCUCCCCUAUCCCUGCUCUGUAACCCUCUGCUUAACAGGAAUCCAUCGUUCUCUGGCGAUUCAGUGCCCACAUAAUGCGGCAGCUUUCAGAAUUCACCGCCACUCUGUGCACAAAGUGCUUCUUCCUACAUCACAGACCGGCACUAGGACAGCUGCAGUGCCGAGGUUGGCCAGCAGCUGGCAGUGUUGCUCCACUUUCCCUUCCCUGACCACAAUCCAUUGAUGGGAGACUAUGAAACAAAAUUACAAACUUACUACUGCGUGAAAUUCAAAAGAGAAACAAUUAUUGUACCUGAAGAAAUACAGAUUAUCGUGUGGCAUUAAGUUUGUUACAAUACUGUACUCAGUGCCAGUGUCAUAACAUGAAAACAGGCCCUUCGGCCCACCUUGGCCAUGCUGACCAAGUUGGCAAACUGGGUUAGUGCCAUUUGCCUGCAAAUAUGUUUUAUAAGUUGUAAUAGUAUCUGUGUCCAUAGCUACCUCUGGCAGCUCAUUCCAGAUACAGACUACCUACCCUCUGAGCAAAAACGCUGCCCCUUGAAGUCCCAUUUAAAUCUCUCCCCUUUUACCUUAAACCUGUGCCCUCUAGUUUUAGAAUCCUCUACUCUGGGAAAAAGACUGGGAGCAUUCACUUUAUCCAUGACCUUCUUGAUCUGAGGUCACCCCUCAGCCUCCUACGCUGCAGAGAAAACAUUCCCAACCUAUCCAACCUUUCCCUGCAACUCAAGCCCGCAAGCCCAGAUAACAUCCUGGUGAAUCUCUUCUGCAACCUUUCCAACUUAAUGCCACCCUACCUGUAGCUGAGCGACCAGAACUGUAAACAGUGCACCAAGUGAGGGUAUGCCCGAAUGCAAACACAGAGAGGAUUGAAUAACCUGCGAUGUUGUCUCUUGUUGCAUUGUGUCUUCUGUGAAGUGGUGCCCAAGAUAUUUCACCAUUCCAGCUAUGUUUGGUCACCUGCGACAUUUUCUGAAUCUUCCAAUAAAGAGAUUUUUCAAAAGCACUUU